Pongo pygmaeus (Bornean orangutan) is the source of this 5025-nucleotide messenger RNA. RefSeq names its product zinc finger protein 331 (gene ZNF331). The coding region runs from base 1304 to 2695 and encodes 463 amino acids. Gene Ontology annotation, biological process: regulation of DNA-templated transcription. NCBI's taxonomy places the organism in Eukaryota, Metazoa, Chordata, Mammalia, Primates, Hominidae. The transcript has 7 exons. The record is from RefSeq and is a predicted model, not a curated record.
CCAGGUGGCCGGCUGAGGGGCGUGCUUCAUGCUCGCGGGAUUUUUAAAAAUGGUUUCGCCUGGAUCUCAUCCCAACUGCGCCUGAGACCUUGUUUCACCUCCUGAUGUGCUGGGUGUGGUUAGGCCUCGAGCCGGGAGCUAUUUGCCCAGGAGGAAGCCAGGGCAGGGUUCCGCGGGGAAUGGCGGUGAGGGAGCCACUCGAGACGGGGAGGCCGUAAAAUGAAGAAGCUUCGGCCUGAGGCUUUGGGAGCGGCGAGCAGGGAAGUGGGAGUGUGUGUGAGUGUGUGUGUGUGUGUGUGUGUGUGUGUGUGUGAAUAAGCCAGAGGCUGUCUGGUGGGGCCCUGCCGUGGCCCAGUGACUGAGAUAAUUGUCUUCGUCUGUGGGGUAAUGCGAACAAGCCCCGUUCCCCUAGCUGUGAUGCAUGCGGGGUUGACGCGGCCGGGCUCUGUCCCCAUAAACUGUGACACAGGUGUGUGUAGAUGUCUAUGAGGGCCAUAGCGCCGGGCUGUAAGGGCACCUGUAGGGGUGACGCAGCCGGGCUGUGUCUCUGCACCUCCGCUCUGUGCGAGGUCAAUGCUGGUGGGGUCUGCAGAGGUAGCACGGCCAGGACGGGUUUCCGUGUCUCUGAAAUGUGCCUUUGCAUUUCUGUCAGGUUGACAGGGACAGGCAGUGUCUCUCUGGUGUGAGCGUCUGUGGGUGUGAAAGGGCCAGCGAGUGUGCGGCUGUGACUGGUCGGGAUCGGGCCUGGAUGCAUGGCCUUUUGAGUGAGCACAGGUGUGUGCGACCAUCUCACCUGUCUUUGUAGUGUCUCCGUUGCUUCCUGUACCUUCGCCUUCCAGCCAUGUGGUACCUGCUAGGGAGCAGUGGUCCCAAAAUGACGUGAAAGGCUCGACGCUGUUGUGAAAAUGACCAAGAAGAAGGCUUCACAAGUCACGAGAUGGCAGUUUUGGAGCCAGAAGUGGUCUCCAUGCACACUACCUGGACGACAAGAGGGAGUAACCUCAAGAAUAGAAUUCCUUUUGGGGAAGAAAGAGCUGGCCUUCAGGAAAAGCAUCCCGGAGGAGGAAGAAGAAGUGUUAUAUGUCCUAAAGUAAGGUUUCAGGCCAGCAUCCUUCAGAAAAAGCAUCCCCGAGGAGGAAGACGAAUCGUUAAACAUCUUAAAGGGUCAGGCCAGCAACCUUCAGAAAAAGCAUCUCCGAGGAGGAAGACGAAUUGUUACACAUCUUAGCUCUAGCCUCUCAGAAUUUGUGUCUUCUUCAGUGGAAACCCCAAGAAGACUGAUCAGUUCUUCAAUUCUAAAACAAUGGCCCAGGGUUUGGUGACAUUCGCCGAUGUAGCCAUAGACUUUUCUCAGGAGGAGUGGGCCUGUCUGAACUCUGCUCAGAGGGACCUGUACUGGGAUGUGAUGCUGGAGAACUACAGUAACUUGGUCUCACUGGAUUUGGAGUCAGCAUAUGAAAAUAAGAGUUUACCUACAGAAAAAAACAUUCAUGAAAUAAGGGCUUCCAAAAGGAAUUCAGAUAGAAGAAGUAAAUCCCUUGGCCGUAACUGGAUAUGUGAAGGUAUGCUUGAAAGACCACAGCGCUCCAGAGGGAGGUAUGUCAAUCAGAUGAUCAUCAAUUAUGUAAAAAGACCUGCUACUAGAGAGGGCACCCCUCCUAGAACACAUCAGAGACAUCAUAAGGAGAAUUCCUUUGAAUGUAAGGACUGUGGGAAGGCCUUUAGUCGUGGCUAUCAACUUAGUCAACAUCAGAAAAUCCAUACUGGCGAGAAACCUUAUGAAUGUAAAGAAUGUAAGAAGGCCUUCCGUUGGGGCAAUCAGCUUACUCAACAUCAAAAAAUUCAUACUGGGGAGAAGCCCUACGAAUGUAAAGACUGUGGGAAGGCUUUUCGAUGGGGUUCAAGCCUCGUUAUUCAUAAGAGAAUUCAUACUGGUGAAAAACCCUAUGAAUGUAAAGACUGUGGAAAGGCCUUUCGGCGUGGUGAUGAGCUCACUCAGCACCAGAGAUUCCACACUGGGGAGAAAGACUACGAAUGCAAAGACUGUGGGAAGACCUUUAGCCGUGUGUAUAAACUUAUUCAGCACAAGAGAAUUCAUAGUGGGGAGAAGCCUUACGAGUGUAAAGACUGUGGGAAGGCCUUUAUUUGUGGUUCAAGCCUCAUUCAGCAUAAAAGAAUUCACACAGGUGAGAAACCCUAUGAAUGUCAAGAAUGUGGGAAGGCCUUUACUCGAGUCAAUUACCUUACUCAGCAUCAGAAGAUCCAUACCGGUGAGAAGCCUCACGAAUGUAAGGAAUGUGGGAAGGCCUUUCGCUGGGGUUCAAGCCUCGUUAAGCACGAGAGGAUACAUACGGGCGAGAAGCCGUACAAAUGCACAGAAUGUGGGAAGGCCUUCAAUUGUGGCUAUCACCUCACUCAGCACGAGAGAAUCCACACGGGCGAAACCCCGUAUAAAUGUAAAGAGUGUGGGAAGGCUUUCAUUUAUGGGUCGAGCCUCGUGAAACAUGAGAGAAUUCAUACCGGGGUGAAACCCUAUGGGUGUACAGAAUGUGGGAAGAGCUUUAGUCAUGGCCAUCAGCUUACACAACAUCAGAAAACGCACAGUGGGGCGAAAUCCUACGAAUGUAAGGAGUGCGGGAAGGCGUGUAACCACCUAAACCAUCUCCGAGAACAUCAGAGGAUCCACAACAGUUGAAGAGCCUUUUGAACACAGUAGCCCGCUCGUAUCUAUGGUUUCGCUUUCCACAGUUUGUUACCUGCAGUCAACUGCAGUUCAAAAAUAUUAAAUGGAAAAUUCCAGAAACAAAGAAUUUGUAAGUCUCAAAUGGUGUGCCCUUCUGAGUAGCGUGAUGAAAUCUCUCGCUGUCCGGCUCCAGCCAGCCAGGGAUGUGAAUCAUCCCUUGGUCCAGCACAUCCACGCUGUACACGCUACCCACCCUGCUAGUGACUUAGUAGCCGUCUUGGUGAUCAGAUCGACUAUCAUGGCAUCACAGUGCUUGUGCUCAAGCAAUCCUUACUUUGCUUAACAGUGGCCCCAGAGAGCAAGAGUAGUGAAGCUGGUGAUUCGGAUAUGCCAAAGAGAAGCCACAAAGUGCUUCCUUUUAAAUGAAAAGGUGAAAGUUCUCAACUUAAAAAAGAAAAGAAAAAAAUCAUAUACUGAGGUUGCUAAGAUCUACAUGACAAUAAGAUAUUUUGGGAGAGAGAGAUACGUUCACAUUUUAUUACAUAUAUUGUUACAAUUGUUCUAUUUUGUUAGUUACUGUUGGUAAUCUCUUACUGUGCCUAAUUUAUAAAUUAAACUUUAGAUAUGUAUGUACAGGAAAAAAUGUAGUAUAUAGUAUCGUAUAUAUGUACAGGAAAAAAACGUACUAUCUGUGGUUUCAGGUAUCCACUGGGGGUCUUGGAACAUACCCCCCUCAGGUGAGAGGGGACUGCUGUACAAAGAAUAUAGGAAGGCCUCUAGACUACAUCCAUUCCUUCCUCAACACGAGGAAAAUUCAUGGUACAGUUUAACAUAAGAAAGCCUUCACUGAUCACUGUUUUUUUGUUUUUUGUUUUUUUUUUUUUUUUUGAGACAGAGUCUCACUCUUGCCCAGGCUGGAGUGCAGUGGCACGGUCUUGGCUCACUGCAACCUCCACCUCCCAGGUUCCAGCAAUUCUCCUGCCUCAGCCUCCCCCAGUAGCUGGGAUUACGGGCAUGCACCACUACACCUGGCUAAUUUUUGUAUUUUUAGUAGAGACAGGUUUCACCAUGUUGUCCAGGCUGGUCUCAAACUCCUGACCUCAGGUGAUCCACCCACCUUGCCCUCCCAAAGUGCUAGGAUUACAGGUGUGAGCCACUGCACCCAGCCCACUGAUCACUCUUCUGCUUACAGAAUAUCAGAUGUCAUUCUAGAGGCAAAUUUGAAGAGUGGAAAAAUCACUUUUUCUUAAUGAUCUUGUUUUUGGUGUAGAUGUUUUUAUUGUGUGGGUUAGUUUAAUGAAUACGUAAAGACUACCAGUACCAUUCUGAGUUUACUCCGUGGCAUCUGUGGAAUAACCUGCUAAUGCAACACAUGAGAAAGACUUUAGUCCUGGCACGCACUCUACCAGUUGUCCCCACCAUCCCCCGCCCUCCUGCCUGUGAGACACUGGGCCAAAGGCUCGCUACCCCUGUGCGUUGUCCGGCACACAGACACUAUGUGCAUUAUUUGUACAUAAGGAUAAUCACAGCUACCUGAGACUGCUAUCAUGGAAAUUAAAUGUUUGGUACAUGUGAAGUCUUUGAAAGUGUGACUGGAAUAUGGUGUAAUUUCAAUAAAUAUUAACUAUUGUUGUUUUUAUGAUCAUUACUGCCAUUUGUGUGGCCGUUAGUGAAUUUUUACAAGAAAACCCCCUGUGGGUGCAGUGAGGCUGGAAAAGACCAUUGAGUCUUCUAGAAGAAGAUGUUAAGAGAUUAUUGGCACAACCGUGGGUUACGCAAUGAUUUCUUAGUACACAAAACACAGCAAACGUAAAAAGUUGUUACACUUCAUCAAAAGUACAAAGUUCUGUUCAUCAAAUGAUGCUGUUAAGAUAGGGAAAAGACAAGAAACAGGACUGGAAGAAGAUGUUUGCUCUAUGGUACACCUGACAAAGGAACUCUCAUAGAAAAUAUAAAGAAUCCCUCAAGUUGAAAAAAAAAAAAAUCAAUUUAAAGGGGAGAAAACUUCAGCACGUCUCAACAGAAGACCACCAAAUGGCCAAUAAGUAAGUGAAAAUGUAUUCAAUGUCAUUGCUCCUCAAGGAACUGUAGCGUAAAACCACAAUGUGCUGUCACUCUAGACAGUCACCAGGAUGAUUAAAUUUAAAUCACAAUAACAAGGUUGAUUUCAGAUGUCCCACCACAAAGAAGAAGGAUAAGGGAGCGAGGUGAUGGAUAUGUUAAUUAGCUUGAUUUAAUCCUUCCACAUUGUAUACAUGUAUCAGAACAUCACAUUGUACUCCAUCAAUAUAAUACAAUUAGUAUUUGUCAAUCAAAUAUUAAUAAAUAAAAUCAAAGAUGAG